Molecule: messenger RNA, 2111 nt
Organism: Marmota monax (woodchuck)
Lineage: Eukaryota; Metazoa; Chordata; Mammalia; Rodentia; Sciuridae
Gene: Micu2
Product: mitochondrial calcium uptake 2
Exons: 12
Coding region: 35-1333 (432 amino acids)
Biological process (GO): mitochondrial calcium ion homeostasis; calcium import into the mitochondrion
Cellular component (GO): uniplex complex
Molecular function (GO): calcium ion binding
Source: RefSeq, a predicted model, not a curated record
GUGCGGUGCGCGGCACUCUAGUGCUUCCGCAAAGAUGGCGGCGGCUGCGGGGAGAAGCGCUCGGCUAGCGGCCUGGGGCGGAAGGUUGCGGCAGGGACUCGCUGCCAGCCGCCGAGCCGUGCCAAGCCCUGGCCCCUUGGUAGCAGCAGUGGCCGGCGUGACCCUGGCAGGGGCAGGAGCGGCCUGGCAUCACGGCCGCCUGAAUGUCGCGGCACGCGACAGCAGCCUCCCCGCCUUAGCACAGAAAAAUGUUGACUGUGGAGCAAUAGAAAAACUAUCUCUUCGUAAACAGCGGUUCAUGCAGUUUUCUUCACUAGAACAUGAAGGAGAAUAUUAUAUGACACCACGAGACUUCCUCUUUUCAGUAAUGUUUGAGCAAAUGGAACGUAAAACUUUAGUCAAGAAGCUGGCAAAAAAGGAUAUCGAGGAGGUACUGGCAGGAAUCCGUACAGCUAAUUGUGGAUCAACUUUUUUUAGAGACCUUGGUGAUAAAGGGCUAAUUUCGUAUACUGAGUAUCUUUUCUUGCUUACAAUCCUCACUAAACCUCAUACUGGGUUUCAUGUUGCUUUUAAAAUGCUAGAUGCAGAUGGCAAUGAGAUGAUUGAGAAAAAGGAGUUUUUUAAGCUACAGAAGAUCAUAAGUAAACAAGAUGACUUAAAGACAAUGAAAACUAAUGAAAUAGACUGUCAGGAACAAGUAAUGAAAGAACCUGAAAUUAACACAACCCUUCAGAUGUACUUCUUUGGAAAAAGAGGAGAAAGAAAACUUCACUAUAAAGAAUUUCGAAGAUUUACAGAAAAUUUACAAACAGAGAUUCAAGAAAUGGAAUUCCUUCAGUUUUCUAAAGGUUUGAGUUUCAUGAGAAAAGAAGACUUUGCAGAGUGGCUACUUUUUUUCACUAACACUGAAAAUAAAGACGUUUAUUGGAAAAACGUUAGAGAGAGGUUGUCAGCAGGAGAGAGCAUUAGUUUGGAUGAGUUCAAGUCAUUUUGCCAUUUUACAACCCACUUGGAAGACUUUGCUAUUGCCAUGCAAAUGUUUAGCUUAGCUAAUCGACCUGUCAGACUAGCGGAGUUUAAGAGAGCUGUAAAAGUAGCAACAGGACAAGAGCUCUCAAACAAUAUUUUGGACACGGUCUUCAAGAUCUUUGAUUUGGAUGAUGAUGAAUGCCUUAGCCAUGAAGAGUUUCUUGGGGUGUUAAAAAACAGGAUGCAUCGAGGUUUAUGGGUGCCACAACAACAGAGUAUACAAGAAUACUGGAAAUGUGUGAAAAAAGAAAGCAUUAAAGGAGUAAAAGAAGCCUGGAAACAAGCUGGAAAAGGCCUUUUUUAAAUUAAAAUAAUAAUAAGGCAAUUAUAUUGCUCCAAAUGUCAAAAUUUGAUAUUUUUUAAAAAAUACUUGCUGCUCUUCCUUUUAAGUCUUCCCUGAUUUCCUUUGUAAUAUAAAGAUGCCAUAUAUUUGCUCUCUAAUUCAAUAAUUUCUUUUUUUUUUUUUUUUUGUUUUUUUUUUUUUUUAAAGAGAGAGUGAGAGAGAUAGAGGUAGAGAGAGAGAGAGAAUUUUUUAAUAUUUAUUUUUUAGUAUUUGGCGGACACAACAUCUUUGUUUGUAUGUGGUGCUGAGGAUCGAACCCGGGCCGCACGCAUGCCAGGUGAGCGCGCUACCGCUUGAGCCACAUCCCCAGCCCCCCAAUAAUUUCUUGAUACGUUUUCAGAGAAGAACUUUUUAGGAAGGAAAAUAUUGUUUUAUAAAAUCAGAUAUUGGAUUCUGUCCAAAGACCUAAUUCCAAGUAACAUUUAGUGCUUUGGGAAGAUGGAAAAGCUUACUUCUUCACUGAUUCUUUAGACACAAAAGCAUGAUACGCUUUCUGGAAGAGUGGAUAAGUGCUUAUGGGAAAAAAGUACUUGAUUCACAAGGCCAGUGUUGAUUUCAGAAGUUGUGAUGUUCCUAAUAGGGUAAAUGAAGUUAAAACUUGAGACUUUUCUCAUUUGCAUCGUAUCUCAUGUCUGUUUUAUGUCAGUUAGCUGUACAUUUGGUGUCUUUAAAAUAACAUGUAAAAAAUGUUUGUAUCUUAUAUCUGGAAGCAGAAUAAAAUAUUCACACAUACAAAAUA